Bursaphelenchus okinawaensis is the source of this 1003-nucleotide messenger RNA. The record is from the annotation of a GenBank genome assembly. NCBI's taxonomy places the organism in Eukaryota, Metazoa, Nematoda, Chromadorea, Rhabditida, Aphelenchoididae.
AUGACGUACAACAAGUUAGAAGAAACAGAAUCGAUAUAUUCUGCUGAGUCUACUAUUAUCAAACAAGAUGAACCUAAAAAACUGCCAGUGCUUCAUAGAAUAAAGAAUUUGAAGCUACGAAAGGAUGGAAGAGUCAACAAAAUAUUAAACAGUAAGUAUUUUUAUAGUCCGGAAGGUAUGAUAGUUUGAGUAGGGCAGGGUAAGCAGAGUGAUAGAAUAUGGAAAAGUAAAGUAGGUUAGGGUAGAGCCGAGAAUGAUAGGGCAGGUUAAUAUUCAGUGGGAUAAAUAGAGCUAGAUUUAGGACAGUACGGUAAGAUAAAGUUAUAUUAUAGUAGAGCAAGAUAGUAUGCAGAAGCUAGAGAGAUUUGAAUAAACAUGGUACGGUAGAGUAGGGUAGGGUAGGGUAGGGUAGGGUAGGGUAGGGUAGGGUAGGGUAGGGUAGGGCAGGGUAGGGUAGGGUAGGGUAGGGUAGGGUAGGGUAGGGUAGGGUAGGGUAGGGUAGGGUAGGGUAGGGUAGGGUAGGGUAGGGUAGGGUAGGGUAGGGUAGUAAUGUCUGUUUACUUCUAGAAGACGUCAAAGUAAAGCACCUAGUCCUCUUCUGUAUAGCCCUAUACCUAGUACCAUUAGUAUACAAAGAAUCUGGACUUGCUUUAUUGGUUCGUCAUACUGUAAUGAGUGGGUAUUGGUUUGUUGAACAUCAAUAUCACAAUAUCAAAAAUUGGCUCAACGAAGAUGAGAAGAUUAAACCUUAUUAUGGUGGAUCAAACAGCAGAGUAAGUUGGCUUGUGUAUGGUAUUAUAAUAGGAUAGGGGUAGGUAAUAGGAAGUAUAAGUAUUGAACCUCCUGCUACCUACCCUUAGUGCUAGCCCGAUUCUAGUAGAGUAAAAUGAUGGUUACUGUUCUUUUUUACUUUCAGCGUUACACAAACGGAAAUCAAAGAUACUAUGGGCCUGGUGGAAUACCUACUCGUUAUGUGAAUCGUCAUGGACUUAACUAUGACUAA